Molecule: messenger RNA, 1032 nt
Organism: Fundulus heteroclitus (mummichog)
Lineage: Eukaryota; Metazoa; Chordata; Actinopteri; Cyprinodontiformes; Fundulidae
Product: cell wall integrity and stress response component 1
Exons: 2
Coding region: 57-515 (152 amino acids)
Source: RefSeq, a predicted model, not a curated record
GAAGACACAGCAGUUAGCAUCAGCCUGGCACUGAGAGGAGCUCAUCAACCUUCAGCAUGAAGCCCGUGGCCUGGAAGCUGCUGUCUCUGGCCCUGCUGGGGUCCAGUCUCUGCUGCAUGGUCCUGGCUCAGGUCAAAGUGGACACCACCACCUCUUCAGGCAAGUCCUUCGUCAGCACCACCGCUACCACCGUCCAGACCGUCACGUCCUCCAGCAACAACAACGGCAACAAUGGCAACAACAAAAACCCAAGCGGCAACGACGCCAAUACCCCAAAGCCCAGCAGCAGCGGCACCAACAGCACCAACAGCUCCAGCAGCUCCACCAGCAGCUCCACCACCAGCAGCUCCAACCAUCAGGACGGGACCAACCAUCAGGACGGGACCAGCCUGCAGCAGCAGAGCGGCACCACAGUCAAACCAGCGAAGGGAAGCUCAGCGGGCGGAGGCAGCAGCUUCUCCUCCAUCAGUCUGCUGCUGGCCUCCAUCCUGGUCCAGGCCGCCUGCUGCCGUUAGGCUGAAGGUCAGAGGAGCUUCUGUGGUCCACCUGAGCUGAGGGCAGGUUAGAGGUAGCAGUAGAGACACAGCAGCAGCUCCAUCAGCCCUGUUGCUUUAUCCCGUAGGUUAACGUGUUCUUCUGAUUAAAUCUUAUAUAACUGAUAACGUUGUUUGGCUCGUUCAGACCGUGGGCGUCGUGGUAACCUCACAGCCGCUCUGAUUGGACGAACAGUCAGACUGUAGUGGUUGAUGCUGAGCUUUAAACCUGCUACUCUUGGUGUUGGUUCUGCUGCAAGAGAUUAAAUAUCUUUAUAUCCUCAGCAAAUAUGGGAAAAUAAAAUGAUAAGAAUGUGUAGCACCUGUAUUUAGAAUGUGAAUUUAAUAUUAUAAGGAAAUAAUGAAUAAAGAUAAAAAGAACAAAUCUUUGACUCCAGCUUGAUUUGGUUCUGAAAUGCGAUGUUUGGUGAAAUCCAAUGAAACCUCAGCAACAGGAAGCUAUUUCCCUUCAAACAUCAUUAGAACUGCUGUCUGUACC